GUGAAAUUUACCACUUAAGCAAGGAUUUUUUGUUUACUGAGAGUGAAAUAUUUCAGUAUAACUCUAUAAAUAUAGUCCUACUGUUGGCCAUUUAGAGUUGUUUGGGUUUCUUCCUUUCAAGAAUUUGAUUUUAAUACUCAACUGAAUCCAAUUUGGAGAAUAAAGUAAGCAAUGUGGCCUAAAUUUGGCUUCAUUUGAGAGAGCGAUGAAGAAGAAUUAUUCUCGGUUGAGAAAUUCAGGUCCUUUUACUAGUAUGGGAAGUCCAUAUUAUGGUGAAACUGAGGGGGGAAUCCCCAAGGGUUGGAGUUCAGAAAGAGUGCCAUUGCCCACAAAUAGAAUCCAUAGGCAAAUUAGUGCCUCUGCCUUGAUUCCGGUGAGUAUUGGAAGGGCUUUGCCAUCGAAAUGGGAUGAUGCUGAGAGAUGGAUUACAAGUCCACUCUCGAUCAUGCAGCCUGAGUUUCACAGUGGCCCCUUAGGCGCUACUGGACCGGUGAACGUAUCUGAUUAUUCGCCUAAGGUACCUGUUCAUAAAGGUGGGGGUGUGAGGAAUUUUGUGUCUGGUUCACCACUUAUGACCGGAGUUUUGAUGCCUAAAGGUUUAUCCGUUGGCUAUGGCGAUGACAUUGCUCUAAAGUCGAACUAUGUUUAUCCUUCGAAUAGUAUGGCUCGGUCCACUAGUAUGCCUGGCUUUUUAGACAAGCUUAGUGAUUCUUCAUUGUCUAGUUCACAAGAUGAUAAACUUGACGGCACCAAGGAGGAAGAAGAAAAUGUUUCCCGGGUUGUUUCACGUAGGGAUAUGGCAACUCAAAUGAGUCCCGUAGGCAGCACAAAUUCGUCUCCCAAAGGAAGCUUGUCAUUCUCUGUGUUCCCUUCCUCCGACCCUGAGCCUUGCAUCAAUCAUUCUGCUCGAGAUGGGAUUAGGGACGUCCAGGUAGACGAAGCCACGACUAUAGCCACGCAGCCCAUGAAACGAAAGAUGAAAAAAGGCUUGCCAAGUAUUAAAAGUUUAUGUUCACCUCGAUUAGCUUCAGAGGCAUCAAGGCUGCAAAGAGAGGAAGCCAAGAUCACUGCUUGGGAGAACUUGCAGAAGGCAAAAGCUGAGACUGCAAUUCGAGAGUUGGAGAUGAAACUUGAAAUGAAGAGAUCAGCAUCUACAGACAAAAUCUUGAACAAGCUAAAAGCUGCUCAAAUUAAAGCACAAGCCAUGAGAGACUCAAUAUCGGAAAAUCAUUCUCAGAAAGCUCUCAGAACAUGUCCCAGAGUCGGUUUCUUCUGUAAAUAUGUCAAGAUGAAUUCUUUCAAUAAGUGCUUUUUCUGCUUGUAGGAACUAGUUUCUUGUAUUAGUAAGAAAAUUCAAUCAGUGUAGCUUUCGACAAAAUAAAUCAAUAAGUUUCAUCCUUUGGUUUUUUAUCAUAUAAGCGAGCGUUUUCUCUUCUCCCGCAGUUGUAACUAUAAUUGCAGUUCAUAUUGCAAA
Molecule: messenger RNA, 1474 nt
Organism: Olea europaea var. sylvestris
Lineage: Eukaryota; Viridiplantae; Streptophyta; Magnoliopsida; Lamiales; Oleaceae
Exons: 4
Coding region: 206-1324 (372 amino acids)
Source: RefSeq, a predicted model, not a curated record